UUCUCGUAUAUAAACGAAAUAAGAACCUCCACCGCUUUUCGCUUCCUACACUGAGAACGGUGUUGGGUGUUGCCGACUUGCCGUGCCUCCUCUCAUCUGAAAAUGGGCAUUUUCAGGUUUCACCAGUAUCAGGUGGUCGGGAGAGCGCUCCCCUCCGAGGCGGAUCCGCAUCCGAAGAUUUACAGGAUGAAGCUCUGGGCCACGAACGAGGUUCGUGCCAAAUCGAAGUUCUGGUACUUCUUGAGGAAACUCAAGAAAGUGAAGAAGAGCAAUGGGCAAGUGCUGGCCAUCAACGAGAUUUUUGAGAAGAACCCAACCAAGAUUAAGAACUAUGGAAUUUGGUUGCGUUAUCAAAGCCGAACUGGUUAUCACAACAUGUACAAGGAGUACCGUGACACUACUCUUAAUGGUGCUGUUGAACAGAUGUACAAUGAGAUGGCUUCUCGCCACAGGGUGAGGUAUCCGUGCAUCCAGAUCAUCAAGACAGCCACCAUUCCAGCUAGCCUCUGCAAGAGAGAGAGCACCAAGCAGUUCCACAAUGCCAAGAUUAAGUUCCCCUUGGUGUUCAAGAAGGUCAGGCCUCCAACCAGGAAGCUUAAAACCACAUACAAGGCAUCAAGGCCCAACUUGUUUAUGUAAUUCCUAUCAAUGAUUAUAUCUUCAGAAGCUGAUAGAUGAAUUGAGUGAUCUAGAGAGAUCGAGAUUAGGAUUUGAGUUUUUGAAAUUUUGUUAUUCUAGGGAGAGACCUUUCCUUGUUUCCUCUUAUUGAGCUAUGCUUUAUCUCUGGUGUUCUGAACUUAGAUGAUGGAGAAGCAACUCUUAGGCUUCGGCAUCUUUGAAAUUUGCAAGUUUAAUGGCAUGCAAUGCUGCUCUAGAAUUUUAUCAUUA
Molecule: messenger RNA, 888 nt
Organism: Nelumbo nucifera (sacred lotus)
Lineage: Eukaryota; Viridiplantae; Streptophyta; Magnoliopsida; Proteales; Nelumbonaceae
Product: large ribosomal subunit protein eL20y
Biological process (GO): translation
Cellular component (GO): ribosome
Molecular function (GO): structural constituent of ribosome
Source: RefSeq, a predicted model, not a curated record